AUGAAACGAGGCAAUGCUUUUGUGCCAAAAAUAGCUGAUGACACUUUAGUGAAAACCUCAAUCCUCGUCCGUAUUUUAGCAUUAGUUACCUUACUUUUUAUAAUUCCUCUAGAAGGUCUCUUAAGAGAAGUCUUAUCAAAUUGAGGAACAGGAUUUAUUUAUGAUCUCCAACAAGACCGAACUGAUAGUGGAAAAGAUUUUUUUAGGCUGGUUUCUUAUCUCGGCACAGAAUGAAUGCUGAUUGCUGUAGCACCAGCUUUUUAUCACCUAUGUGAUCCAAGGAGAGGAAUUAAAGUGAUAUUUAUUUCUUGCUUCUCAAUGUACUUGUAUAGCUUUAUUGCUUUAUUUUACAAAGAGCCACGGCCAUUUUGGGUUGAUGAUGAUUUAAGAAGGUAAUUAUGAAAAAAAACCUAAUGUGUAAAUUACAGUAAAUUUGAAACCUAUGAUAGUGAUUGUAAAUUUUAAAAAUUUUAAAUCGCAUGAAAAAAAUCAAACAGAAAAAAAAAUUUUUUUUAUACCGUAAAAAACUCCACAGUCGAUUUUUUGUUAUUUUCGCUGUUAAUUAAUGUUAUUAAUAACUUAUCCGAUCGUAUAAAAAUGGAAAAAUCAAUGCUAGAUAAAUCAUAAUUAAUAAUCUAUAUGAUUGAAAUAAAACAAUAAAGGAACUUUAUCGCACCUUUUCGGGCCAUAUAGGGAAAACUCCUAUAUUUUUUUUCAUUUAAGUUUUUGACUAAAAAAAUGACUAUAAAACACUCCAAAAAAUUUUAAUAAAAUAUAUGACAUAUAGUUAAUAGUAAUUGCAAUUUUAUGAUGCUAAAUCAUAUAUUUUUUAUAGAUAAUCCUAAUGAUCCCUUAUCUAAGCAACGACAAAUGGAUAAAAAAAACUAAAAUGAUUUUAAAUAAAAAAUAAUAAGAGAGCCAUUUAAAAUUUUACUUUCUAAUUCUAAAAUUCCCUCUUCGCCAUUGGAGAGCCAUAGGAAAAAAUUGAUUAAUUAUUAGCCCUUUGUUAGGAAGCAAAAAAAUUAAUAUCAUAGAGGUAAUAAUAAUUUGAUAUAUAAUUAAUGGCAAGCACAAUGAAAUCUUUAGCUAAUUCUAUUAAACUUUAGAAAGCUGAUGCUACGAAACAUAAAUUUUUAUCAUUAGAUAAGAUUCUUGAUUUCAAUAUUUACAAAUUUGGAUUUGAAAAUCCAGAAAGAUUUUACUAUUAUUAUUAAUUAUGAUUGCAUCUAUUAUUGAUUCUCCAUUUUAUACGAUCGGAUAAGUUUUUAAUAUAUUUAAUACCAUUAAUUCAUAAUAUCUGUUUUUGCAAAGGUUUUUUUUAUACGAAAAUGACAAAAAAUCAACUGUGGAGGUUUUUCACAGUGUGUUUCUUCAUGCAAUUUUAAAAAUUUACAGUCACUUUUAUAGGUUUCAAAUUUACUGUAAUUUACCCACCAGAUUAUUUUUCAUGACUACCCUUUAAGAAGUGUGCUAUGCAGGUCAGGCUAUGCGAAUCCAGCUGCAGAAAUUUUAUUAGGUUCCGUAUUAUACUGCACCACUGCGAUUGAAUUUUUUCACCGCAGCAGAUUUCGAAUUCUUGCUUAUUCUUUGACAGUAACUCUGCUUAUCCUUUUAAGCUGCGGCACCGUAUAUCUAGGAGAAUAUUUCCCGCAUCAAAUUUUUAUUACAUUUUGCUAUGCUUUUAUUUAUUUGACAGCUUUAUUUGUGUUUGACAAACUUAUGAUGGAUUUUACAUUAAAAAGCUGCUUUAAUUACAAAACUAAUAGAGUUUAUGUGGUUUAUUGAUUUAUUGUGACUAUGUUUUUAUUGCUAGGGGUAGUAUCUAUAUAUGAUAUUGUUACACUAAAUCAUGCGACUGAUAUUUCAUGGAUAAAAAAUGCGACGACACAUUGUAACUGGAAUUAUGAUGUAGGCGGGGCGUCUACAUUUUAUAAGUCUGCUUGGAUUUUUUAUAAUUUAGGGUUUGUGACUGGGUCUAUGUUUACUGCAAAAUAUUUAUCGAUGUUUUGGGGGUGCACAAGUUUAUGGAAAAGUUUUCUCAGGUAUGCGAUUUCUGCUGGUAUUAGCAUUGGAAUAUAUAAGCUGUUCAGCUUAAUAGUAGCAGAGGACACCACAACAGAGUACAUGUGAAAAUACGCCUUUCCGUUAUUUUUAAUUGCUUAUAUAUAUUUUUCUAUGAAUAUUUAUAGUAAAUCAUAAUUAAAUUGGCUCCAGCUUAUUCAUAUAAAAUAAGUUAUACCCAGUGCUGAUGAAUUAUUAUUAAUUUUAAUGAAUUUUAUUAAAAUUCAAAAUAAUAAAAUAUAAUAUAUAUGUGCAGGACUUUUACCACUAUUUUUCUCAAAAAUCCAAUUAGCUUUGGAUGUCCCUCCAGAUAUAGAUGAAGAAAAUGAGCUUAAAUCGAUAGGCAAAACUAAACGUAAAUUAUAA
Blepharisma stoltei is the source of this 2427-nucleotide messenger RNA. NCBI's taxonomy places the organism in Eukaryota, Ciliophora, Heterotrichea, Heterotrichida, Blepharismidae. The record is from the annotation of a GenBank genome assembly.